CAUCGCCGCACGUUCGCUGCAGCCUCCUAGUCCGCCUCUUUCCCAGCAGUGUUUGACCUUAAACUCGCACGCCUGUUCUCCUUGGCCGGCAUUUGUGUUCUCUCUCUCACUCUCUCUCUCUCUCUCUCUCUAUCGAGCGUGGCUGGCAGCAGACUGCAGCAAGCGAAAUUCUACGGCGUGGAAGAAGGAAAGAUGGACUGGUCGGCAAAGAUGCCGCCGCCGCGGCCGCUGCUGCUGCUGCUGCUGCUGCUGCUGCUGCUCUUGUGCGGCUUGAGCGUCGCGUCUGGACAAACUGAUAGGUACUACUCGAUCGUGGCACCGCGGGUCGUCCGGCCCAACUCCGACUACCACGUGGCCAUGAGCAUCGUCGGCGCAUCGCAGCCCACGCCUAUCUUCGUCGAGGUAUCGGCGCAACUGGACAGCGGCAGUCCCUUCAACGUGUUCGACACCAUCGUUGUCGAGCCCUACGCGACCCGCAUAGUCAGGCUCCAGAUCGGCGAUGUAGGCGCGGGCAAAUAUCAACUACUGGCUCGUGGAGUCGGCGACUUUCAAUUUCGCAACUCGACCGAGCUCGAUUACGUCGCCAAGAGUUACUCGGUAUUCAUCCAGACCGACCGCGCUGUUUACAAACCCGGCAGCAAAAUUCAGUUCCGGUGCAUCGUCCUCGACUCAAGGCUCAGACCUCCACCUGACUCGCAACUCGAUGUCUACAUCACGGACGGCCAAGGCAACCGAAUAAAGCAGUGGAAAAAGCCGAGGCUGCACCAAGGAGUGUUCGCGGGAGAACUAGAGUUGUCGCGGUCGCCGGUGCUGGGCGACUGGGAGAUCGUCGGCGUCGUCAGCGGCCAGACGACGAAGAAGGUCAUACAGGUCGCCGAGUACGUGCUGCCCAAGUUCGAGGUGACCAUCGACGCGCCUGUCCACGCCACCUUCAAGGAGGGCAAGAUCAACGUUGUCGUUCACGCCAAGUACACGUACGGCAAGCCGGUGAAGGGCGAGGCCACAGUGACGGCAUUCCCGGACAUCUACUCGUCGGUGAUACAGCCGAUCUAUCAGAAUCCCGUACGUAAAGUGGUGCCGAUCGACGGGAAAGCCUCGGUGGACUUUGACAUCUUCCAAGAUCUGAGGGUGACGGACGACGACUACAGGCGACCGGUAGUGAUCGAGGUGGCGGUCGAGGAAGCGGUGACCGGCAGACGACAGAACAGCUCGAUGCAGAUCACCCUGCACAAGCACAAGUACACGAUGGAGCUGCUGAGAACGGCCGAAUACUACAAGCCUGGCCUCAAGUACACGGCCUUCCUGAAGGUGACCUACCACGACGGCACGCCCGUGCAGGACAACACCAAUCCCGUGCACGUCUCCUACGGCUACACCUACGACCAGGACAGUCUCGACAACGCGACGAGGAUGCUCGACAAGAACGGCAUGAUCGAGCUCGACUUCUACCCGGCGCUCGUGCCCGAGAACGUCUACCGACCACUGAGGAUCGAGGCGCAGUACUUGAACCUGCACGAGUGGUUCCCGUCGACCAGUCCCGCCACUUCGCGCAGCGACAGCUACAUCCAGGCGACGCUGCGCUCCGAGAGGCCCAAGGUCGGCGAUUACGUGGACAUCGACGUCAACUCCACCAGCCCGCUGCAGUACCUCAGCUAUCAGGUCCUCGGUCGCGGGGACGUGCUUUACGCAGCGUCGAUUCAGAUUGCCGACAGGCACACCGCCACCUUCCAGUUUCUCGCUACCUACGUAAUGGCUCCUGUCGCCCACGUGCUGGUCUACUACGUCAAGCCGGACGGUGAGCUGGUCGCGGACUCUCUGGACGUGGAGCUCGGCGGCACUCUGCAGAACUUCGUCGACAUCAGGACGGUGGCGGACGAGUUCGAGCCCGCGGACAACGUUACGCUGACGAUCAGUGCCAAGCCCAAUUCGUACGUCGGCCUGCUGGCCGUCGAUCAGCGAUCCAUCCUGCUCAAGUCCGGCAACGACCUCACCCACGACCAGGUGCGCAAGGAACUCAUGUCGUACGACACCAACGAGUCCGCUUUCUACGGUGACGAGGGCUACGCGCACGCAUGGGUCAGACCCGGCUCGGCGAGCACCGACGAGGUUUUCCGCAAAACUGGAUCCGUCGUUCUGACCAACGGCUACGUGCACGAGAAUCCCCAACUGAUGCUGGAGGACGCCAACAGGUUGAGGAAUCCAAAUCAGGGCCUAUCGAUCUCGACAAUACGACCCGACAUUGGUCCACCAGUCAAAUACCAAUUCCCAACCAGACCCGGAUGGGCGGGUCGCUGGGCAUUCUCUUACGUGCCGCUCACGGCUCGCAGGCCACGCGUUUUCCUUAUGCAUGACAUCUCUGACACUUGGCUUUUCGCAAACAUGUCUUCAGGGCACGAAGGUGAAACUGUAAUCAGGCGAACCAUGCCUGACACCAUUACAUCCUGGGUUUUGUCCGGUUUUUCCGUCAACGCAGCUUCCGGAUUGGGUCUCAUCGAGGCUCCGAGAAAAAUAAAAGCCUUUAAGCCGUUUUUCGUGUCGCUGAACUUGCCUUACUCCGUGAUUCGCGGCGAAAUCGUCGCGAUACCGGCUGUAGUGUUCAACUACAUGAACAAAGAUCUGAACGUCGAGGUGAAGCUCGAGCACAGCGACGAGUACGAGUUCGCUGAAGUAUCCAACGAAGUUCAUGACACCAAACAGUACGAAUUGAGCCGAGUAAAGAAGAUAUUCGUGCCGGCCAACACUGCGAAGAGCGUGUCGUUCAUGAUUAUCCCAACGAAGCUGAAUUACAUCACGAUCAAAGUGAAGGCAACUAGCGUGAUGGCCGGUGACAUCGUGCAGCAUUCGCUUCUGGUUAAGGCCGAAGGAGAAACGCAGUACAGAAACAAAGUCGUGUUUGCCGAUCUGAGAGAGCAAGAUUCAGUCAAGGCCAAUGUCACUGUCGACAUACCGAAAUACUUCGUGGCUGAUUCGGAGUACGUCGAAGUGUCAGCAGUGGGUGACAUUUUGGGACCAAGCAUACCGAAUCUAGCGAAGCUGUUGAAAAUGCCAUUUGGUUGUGGGGAACAGAACAUGCUCAACUUCGUGCCAAAUAUUGUGAUUUUAGAAUACUUACAGAAUACCAAUCAAUUAUCCCCAGCGAUCGAGAACAAAGCUAUAAGGUAUCUGGAAACUGGUUACCAGCAAGAGUUGACGUACAGACACAAAGACGGCUCGUUCAGCGCAUUCGGCAAGUCCGAUCCAAGCGGCAGCACAUGGCUCACGGCUUUCGUCGCCAAGUCGUUCCACCAAGCCAAGGAUUACAUCACGGUGGACGAUGAAGUAGUGUCCGAGGCACUGAAAUGGCUGGCCGAGAAGCAGGCAGCGAACGGCAGCUUCCCGGAGGUGGGCACGGUCAGUCACCGUGACAUGCAGGGUGGCGCGGCCAAAGGCCUCGCGCUCACCGCUUACGUGCUCACGGCCUUCCUCGAGAUCGAGGACGGAGCCAACGGCCGCUACAGGAAUGCCAUCUACAAGGGCAUCGACUACGUCGUGCGCAACAUGCAGUCGCUCGACGACAACUACGCCCUGGCGAUCUGCACCUACGCGCUGGGCUUGGCCCGCAACACCUACGAGGACGACGCCUUCAGGAGCCUCGAGGCGCGCGCCACCACCAAGGAAGACCUCAAGUGGUGGAGCAAGCCGGUGCCCGAGGAGGACAAGAAGAACCCCUGGUUCUCGCUGUCGCGCGGCGUCGACGUCGAGAUGACCUCCUAUGCCCUCGUGUCGUACGUCAGGCGGGGCAUGCUCACCGACGCCACCUCCAUCAUGAAGUGGCUCGUCAAGCAGAGGAACGUCGAGGGAGGCUUCGCUUCCACGCAGGACACGGUUGUGGGACUGUUCGCCUUGUCCAAGCUGGCCGAGAAGCUUAGAACGAGCAUCUACGACGUGACCGUAAAGAUCGCCACCGACCAGGGGGAACAGAGGGAAAUCCACAUCAACUCGCAGAACUUCAUGAUCGUGCAGAAGCACGUGCUGCUCGGAAAGACUCGGGCGAUCAACCUGACGGCCAGCGGGACCGGAUUCGCUCUCGUGCAACUCACGUCUCGCUACAACCUCAACGUCACCGGAGCUUUCCCGCUUUUCACUCUGGAUCCGCAGGUCGACACCAUUUCUACCGCUGACCAUCUGCAACUUUCCAUCUGUUCAGGAUUCAUCCCAACCAGGGAGGCAAACGAGAGCAACAUGGCCGUUAUGGAAGUGAGCUUGCCGACGGGCUUCACCGUCGAUCAAGAUGCCUUGCCGAGCUUAGAGCUAUCGAAGCACGUCAAGAGAGUGGAAACGAGAAACGGCGACACCAUGGUCGUCUUGUACUUUGACAAGAUGACUCGAGAGGAGUACUGUCCUACGGUGUCGGCUUACCGGACGCACAAGAUAGCCAAGCAAAAGCCCAUUCCCGUGUCGAUAUACGACUACUAUGACUCAUCGAGGCGAGCGCGAGUGUUCUACGAGCCGAAAAUGAAGACGCUCUGCGACAUCUGCGACGGCGAGGAGUGCGGCGACGUGUGCAGCAUCAACGCCGGCAAACGGCAAGACGACCCAUUAUCAUCGACUUCCUCGUCCACGUCGCUACUCGCUAGCAUUGCUGUUGUCUUUACCUGUGUCUUCCUGUCGUCCUCCGACUCCCGUCGCUCUUUUCUGUAAAUUCACGCAUUCGACUUUUGAUAACAAAAUCAAAAUUUAGCACGCGAACCAAUAUCACUUUCUCUUAAUGUGCGUGUGUGCGUUAUGUUGUGAUGCUCACGUGAGGGUAUAUAACGAGUCAUAACCAAAGUGCUUCUUAUUUAUGCGAGAGAUUUUGUGUAAAGAUAUUAUAUAUUAUAUACAUUCAAGGAUAGAUUUUUUUACUAUUUUUUUUGUUUUAUGUAACGAGUCCGAUUAUAUUUGUCGAUAUUUUAUUUUAUUUUCAUGAGCAUACUAUUAAAAAGCAAACCGAUGCUAUUUAAUGUAAUAUUGUACAAGUAUGUGGUUGGUGCUUUAUAACCAUGUAGUAUUUGCAUUUCGAGAAAAUUUUAAAUGUUAACGUUAAUUUGAAAGACUCUAAAAAUAUACGUAGAUUUUCAUACGCUGAGAUGUUUAUGAAUUAUUUAUAAUUGAAUGUAUCAUCAAUGUUAAUUUAUAUGUCUUUAUGUAUAAUGAAAAAUGUUUUUUUUAAUCAUACUCAAUAAUAAAAUAGUUUUAAUAUUUUAUGAUAUUUCGGUCAUUACUCUUUCACAUCCAAAUCACUUUUAAUUAUUUGUAAAAACAAUAUUGUUUUAUUAAAUAUAAUGGAAUUUUAAAGUACUUAGAAUUUCUCAAUUUAUCACAAUACAUGCGAAAACAAUAUUUUGAAUUUUCAAUAAAAUAGACACUUCCAAAAUGGAAGAUGUUUUGUACCUAUUAGAAAUCGACAUCUGCUAAUCACCGAUGCGAAGACAGCCCGACACAAAUAACAUUUUAGAAAAAAAAAUGAUCACAUCUCACGUAUGUCUAAUUGUACUUCUCGAAAAAAUAAUUAUUUAUUAUUGUACCAUUAUAUUUCUCAUAAAAAAUAAGAAAUAUCCUUAUCGAUAUUUCACCUCCUAUUUAUAUAGUAGCGGUGCAUUCAGUCAGGUUCAGAACGGAAUAGUGAUGGACGAUUUUAAUCG
This is a messenger RNA of Phymastichus coffea, 5663 nucleotides long. Its product is annotated as CD109 antigen-like. NCBI's taxonomy places the organism in Eukaryota, Metazoa, Arthropoda, Insecta, Hymenoptera, Eulophidae. Bases 193 to 4680 code for a protein of 1495 amino acids. The transcript is spliced from 27 exons. The record is from RefSeq and is a predicted model, not a curated record. Gene Ontology annotation, cellular component: extracellular region. Gene Ontology annotation, molecular function: endopeptidase inhibitor activity.